Molecule: messenger RNA, 2547 nt
Organism: Didymella exigua CBS 183.55
Lineage: Eukaryota; Fungi; Ascomycota; Dothideomycetes; Pleosporales; Didymellaceae
Exons: 3
Coding region: 1-2547 (848 amino acids)
Source: RefSeq, a predicted model, not a curated record
AUGCCAGCCGUCGGGCUGGCUCAAAGCAUCCUGCUUCUGGUCGACUUUUCCAUCAGGGUCCUGCAGAAGCAGAACAGCAUCUACCAGCCCGCCGAUUCGGACUCGACGCCCGUCGUCGAAAAUGCACAGGUCCUGCAGCGCAUCGUCGACAACUUGUUCCGCCUCACGGACGUAAUCGAGCUCUCUGAUUUGCGGAAACUGGGCGAGGGCAGUAAGAGCAAACUCAGCGAGCCGGCGCAGCAGCUCCUCAAGAUCAGCGAGGAGGCCAGGGAGCUGACGAAUCCGUUGAUUGAGGCCCUCUUGCAGACGCAGGCGAAAGGCAGCUUUGGCGAUCCGCGAUGGGGCACCGCGCGUGAGGCGCUGUGCGCGUCCGGAGUGUGGAAGGAGCGGGAUGUCACGGGUUUGAAGAAGAAACUCCGUGUUGUGAGGAGGGAAGUCGACGUUGCGCUUCUGCUGGCGCUGAGACAGUAUCUCGACCAGUCUGCUGAGACAGGUCUCCCUGUGUUCAGCGAGACAGGGCCGCACACGCCGCACUGGGAGAAGUGGCAGAAUGAAGCCCUGGACGCGGUGCAUAUUAACGAGUGGAAACCCAAGAGCAAGAAGAAUGUCGAGGAGUUCUCGAAGCAGGUCGAUUCCUUGAUUCAGGCAGCCAACGAAGCGCAUUUCUGUGAUGAGAUUUUCGGGAGACUGAAUUUUGAAGAGCUGGAUCACCGGUUAAAUUCGAUUGCGGGCCCGCACGAGGGUACGCUUGAGUGGGUGUUUGACGAUCAGCAUACGGAUGAGGGGGGCGUGCUGGAGUGGCUGGGGAAUCAGAGGGGAGAGCAUCUCUUUUGGAUUACGGGGAGACCGGGCGCGGGAAAGACAACGUUGAUGAGACACCUUUUCCAGAACGACCGCAUCUUUGAUUACCUGGAGGCGUGGUCCGGACACGCACCGGGGAUUACAUCUGGAUUCUUCUUCUGGAAUUGCGGGACUAAACUGCAGAAGUCUGGACUUGGAUUGUUGCGAUCGCUUCUGUACGAAUCGCUGCAAGACAUGAUCUACGGACCCUUGGAGGAGGAUAUGGGGAUAUUGCAACGCCUUUUUGCGGACAGAUGGGAGCAGUUCCGAUCCUACGGCGGUGGUCUCGACUCCUUAUCACACCCAGAAUUACGCCGUGCGUUCGAAGUCAUGAUCUCGGACGCAAGCAAAAAGUUCCUCUUCAUGGUCGACGGACUCGACGAGAUCGAUGAUGCAGGGGAUCUGGUAGAUGCAAUCCCCAUGCUCAUCAACGCCAGCAAGAAGGAAAACGUCAAGGUCCUCGUCUCAAGUCGGCCGUCACCGGCAUUCCAGGAAGCCUUCGACAAGCGCCCAAGGCUCUGGGUAGACGACCACACCACCAGCGACGUGCACGCGUACAUCCUGCACAGCUUCAGCCACGACGAGUCACUCCUGAAACUGCGCGGAAACGCCGUUGUACCCGAAGAGAUGAACGUCGUCACCCUGCUCUCCGAGACAUGCUGCGGCAUCUUCCUCUGGGGCAUGCUAGCCACCAAAUUCCUCCUCCAAGAACUCACGGGCAACGACAACUUCACCACGCUGCAGAACCGCGCCGAGAUGCUGCCGUCCGAUCUCGACGAACUGCUCUCACACAUCCUGUCCAACUUCGAGCCCAUCGACCUCGAGCAAGCGUGGAAGAUCAGCGUCCUGAUCGAGGCCCACGGCUACCCAUCCUUGCUCCCCCUAUCCUUCGCGCUCAGCAGCGACGAGAAGGCGAGCAUAUCCGCACACCGCCAGCCGCUGAAGACGGCCGAGAUUGCACAGCGGAUAGACGACAUGCAGCAGAUGCUCACAUACAAAUGCCGGAACCUCUUCGCCAUCUUCGACACGCAGCCACCCGAGCACCGAACGCCGUGCAUCGACACGCCAGAGGCCUCCAAGGUGACCUACGCACACCGCAGCAUCCGCGCCUUCUUCCUCAGCGCGCCCGCGACAAAGGGCAAGCUCACCGUCGCCGACCUGGACACGGCCUGCGCCUGGGCGGCAUCGCACCUUCUCACGCUGAAGACGCUGACUCCCCCGUCAACAAGCGGAACAAUGCGCGUCUGGCCGUCACUAGCGCCAUGCCUCGAAGCCGCGCUGCAGCUGCACGCGCGCGACAACACGCAGCACAUGGCGUACACAACAGCGGCGCUGGGGGCCGCGCUCGCGCACCACACACACGACCUCCCGUGCUUCCCCGGGCCGGAAGCGCGACUCGGCGCGCCGCUGGAUCUGGCUGUGUUUCUGAACCUGCAGGCGUACGUGGCCGUCACGGCGCCGACGCUGGACCGCAAGACGAUUCGCCGCGCGCUGGAUUUCAGUGCUGCGAUGCGGCGGCGGGUCGGUGUUGGGGGUGAGGCGGUGUGGUUGGGGAGCAAGACGAAGGGAGAGGGGAGGGGGUUGGAGAGGCUGCGGGCCGAGUAUGCGAAGAGCAGGGGUGAGAUGGAGGCCGUGUGCGAGUACUACGUGCAGGCUGUGCGGUGGGGGAAGAAGGCGCCGGUUUUCGAGGUGGGGGAGGUGGUGUGA